CGGCUGUACAUGCAGGGCAGGCAGGCUUUGUGCGCUGACUCGGAGCUUUAACUAAUGCAUUGGGGGCCACAGCCUUGGAGUGGUGCAGGAUCUGCCCCGGACUUGGGCUCUUCUAAAGGCGGUGACGGCUUUUCGAUCGUCUGAUCGGGAAAUAUCCCGCCCUGCAGAAUGCGGAUAUCCCACCUGCUCCCUCUGUGUGCCCUCCAGCUCAUCGUAUUAGCAAGAUGCAGAACGCUUGCCAAAAAUAUCAACUUUCAUAACGUGAGACCUCCACUGGAUCCUACGCCGUUCCCUAAUAGCUUCAAGUGUUUUACAUGUGAAAGGGCUGCGGAUAACUACAACUGCAACCGAUGGGCGGAAGACAAGUGGUGCCCCCCGAAUACUCAUUAUUGCAAGACGGUCCACCAUUUCACGGGCCAUGGACGUAGCAAAUCAGUGACGAAAAGAUGUGCCACUAAAGAGGAAUGUCGCACGGUGGGGUGCCACCACCACCGGGACUCCGGCCAUUCCGAGUGCAUAUCCUGUUGCGACGGAAUGAUCUGCAACGUGGACGUUCCAACAAAUCAUACGAACGCCUUAUUCUACGCAAUGAGAUCUCAUCGAGCGUCAGGCGCAUCAAGACCCAGCGCUCACUUGUGUGGAGUUCUAUCACUUUUAGUACUUCUCGUCUUAUUCUAACCCAACUGAAAGCUUAUUCUCGAGAUUGCGACUUCUUUUGAUGAACGGUACAUGUCGAUGUAAGCUCUUCUACGAAAUCACAUACUUGAAAGUGAUCCAUGGCUGUGAAAGACUGUGUUUUACCGCAUCGGUUUCAGGAGACGGAAUUAUGCUAUGGACGGCAAUCCAGAAGCCGGAACUGUGAAAGAGACGUUAAUAUUUUUAAUUUUUUUAUAUUUAUUUAUAGGACACGAUAUUGCAAACACUUCAUAUACAUAAAAAAAAGGGGCUCGAUAAUAUAUUCUCGAUGGAUCGCUAAAUUAUGCUUCCUUUUUCUCAGUGGGUGGGUUA
Spea bombifrons (plains spadefoot toad) is the source of this 1008-nucleotide messenger RNA. It is a transcript of the gene LYPD6B, whose product is annotated as LY6/PLAUR domain containing 6B. The record is from RefSeq and is a predicted model, not a curated record. The coding region runs from base 169 to 678 and encodes 169 amino acids. Gene Ontology annotation, molecular function: acetylcholine receptor regulator activity. The transcript has 5 exons. Lineage: Eukaryota; Metazoa; Chordata; Amphibia; Anura; Pelobatidae.